AUGACCGACGCGCCCGGUCCCGAAAUCUACCCGCGCUACUGCUUCCAUCUGUCGCCCACCAGCAACAAGUGGUGUCUGCUGCGCGCCGCUGAGGUUCACGCGCUGGACCAGCACGCCGGCUUUGAAGGGGAGAACUUCUUCUUCUACAAGAAUCUACCGAUAAAAUGGGUGCGCGUGGUCGGCGUCGUGGUCGCGAUUGACGACUUCUUCGGCCGGCGCGUCUACACCGUCGACGACAGCAGCGGGGCAUGCAUCGAGGCUCUGAUUACGCGGCCAACCGGCAAGGAUCCCAACGGGAUGGUGACGGAGAAGGCCCAGCAGACGACGACUACGAUGGCCAAUGCCGCCGCCCUUGUCCCGGAAAAGUACAAAGACAUUCACGUGGGGAGCGUGGUCGACGUCAAGGGACAGGUUUCCGAGUAUCGAGGCGAGAAGCAAGUCAUAGUCGAGAACAUGGCCAUCGUCCCAAGUACAGCGCAUGAAGUACUUCUCUGGGAGAAGCGGGCCGACUUUCGGCGAACCAUCCUCGACAAGCCCUGGGUGGUGAGCCGACGCGACCUCCGACGAUGUCGCAAGGAGGCAGAGAGAUCAGAAGAAGAGGAUGCGGCGCGCAAGCGGCGCCGCUCCGAGGCCAAGGAGAAGAAGAGCCGGAGGCAGGAAGAGGAGGCAUUGCGCGGACACGCGAUCACCGGCUCUCGGGACAAAAAGAGCACGCGCAGCCAGGCGAUCAGGGACGAUAUGCGGGAACUAAUCCGCGGCGGCGCUUUGGAGGUGGCGGGGAAAUACAGCGCUUUAGGUCUGUGA
This is a messenger RNA of Purpureocillium takamizusanense, 804 nucleotides long. RefSeq lists its product as uncharacterized. The transcript has 2 exons. The record is from RefSeq and is a predicted model, not a curated record. NCBI's taxonomy places the organism in Eukaryota, Fungi, Ascomycota, Sordariomycetes, Hypocreales, Ophiocordycipitaceae. The coding region runs from base 1 to 804 and encodes 267 amino acids.